Molecule: messenger RNA, 2124 nt
Organism: Rotaria sordida
Lineage: Eukaryota; Metazoa; Rotifera; Eurotatoria; Philodinida; Philodinidae
Source: the annotation of a GenBank genome assembly
AUGUCCUUCUAUUUAUUUAGUAUUUCGUUAGUUCGAGUGAAAUCUCAAUUCUGCCAAGGGAUUCCUCAAUAUAAUCAAUGUUCGUUAAAUAGUGCAUGUGCCUGUUUCCAUAUAGCAGGUGCUAUUAACACUGGCAUUUGUACCGCUAUAUCCACAGAUUGUUCUAAGCUAGUUGCAUGUAAAAGCCCAGACAAUCUUUGUGAUGAACCUAAUCAAAGAUGUAUUCAUCAUCCUCUAUGUCAUAAUCGUCCUGUUUGUUAUCCGGUGCCCAGAUUCAAUCAACAACUCUGUCCACCGAUAGCAACGCCGAACACUUCAACAACAACUUCGAUGCUAACUACAACGACAACUGCAAGAACUACUCAGCAACUAGUAAUUCCCAAUAUUCCAGUCGAUGCCCGAUGGGCACAGAAUGGAGUGACUGUUGCUGGAGGUCAUGGAGAAGGCAGUGCUACCAAUCAACUCAGGGAGCCUUGGGGUCUCUUCAUUGACGAUGAUCAAACGAUGAUCAUCGCUGACUUCUACAAUCAUCGUAUCAUCCAAUGGAAGGUGGGUGAUACGAAUGGACUAGUAGUAGCUGGUGGCAAUGGCCCAGGAAAUCGAUUGAAUCAAUUGUAUUGGCCAACUGAUGUAUUGAUUGACAAAGAAGCAGAUAGUCUCAUUAUUUGUGAUCAAUGGAAUCUACGUGUCGUACGAUGGUCUCGUCGUAGUGGUACAACUCAAGGAGAAAUCCUCAUCGACAACAUCACUUGUGCAGGAUUGGCCAUGGAUGAUCAGAGAUAUCUCUACAUCUCUGACGCCACCGAACAUGAAGUUAGACGAUAUAAAAUAGGAGACAAGAAUGGAACUAUUGUGGCUGGUGGCAAUGGCCAAGGUGCUGGUCUCAAUCAACUCAACUUUCCGACCUACAUCUUUGUCGAUCAACAACAGACUGUCUACGUGUCAGACAAGAAAAAUCAUCGUGUAGUGAAAUGGAAUAAAGGUGCAAAAGAAGGAAUUGUCGUCGCUGGAGAUCAAGGCAAUGGAACUGCUCUGACACAAUUGUCGUAUCCUCAAGGACUGUUCGUCGAUACAUUGGGUACCAUUUAUGUGGCAGACACGGGGAAUCGUCGAGUGAUGCGUUGGCCUACAGGAGCGAAACAGGGCACUGUCAUUGUCGGUGGAAAUGAUGUAGGAAACGGAGCUAAUCAGUUCAACGGUCCAAUCGAUUAUGGUAUUGCUAAACGUGAUAAAAGGGAACCGGCUGUUAUGGGUCAUGUUCCUGAUGGAAUUCCUCCACUAGCUGGAGCUAUCGAUCAAAAUUCAACAACAACACCAACAGAUAGAAAUAAGAUAACAUUACCACCAAUAGAAGAAGAAACUGAUCAAAUGAAAGAAGAUCCAUCACAAAUUAUUGCAAAAAAUACACUGGAUAUAGAACUAUUAAAAAUUGAACAAGGAAAAGAUUCGGAUAUUCAACACACAAUUGCAGAAGUUAUGAAAAAUCCAAUUAAAAGUACUUAUGAAUUCAAAGAUGGUUUAUUAUAUAAGUUAAUGAUUAUGCGUGAAGGUUAUCGAACAAAACCUGAUCGAUUACAACCAAUCCCAUCACCUGAAGGACCAUUUCAAUUAAUCGGUAUGGAUUAUUGUGGUCCAUUUAAACAAACUCCACGUGGUAAUCAAUAUGUACUAUGCCUUACGGAUUAUUUCACAAGAUGGGUGGUUGCUGCUGCUGUACCUGAUUGCUCAGCUCAGACUACCGCUGAAGCAUUAUUUAAUGACUACAUUUGCAAGUAUGGGGUACCGGCAGUCAUAUUAUCCGAUCAAGGAACGCACUUUCAUAAUCAAUUAAUGGAAGCAAUGUCGAAAUUGAUUGGAUAUAAUCAUACUUAUUCAACCACAUACCAUCCUCAAUCAAAUGGAAUGAUAGAAAGGUUCAACGCAACGUUUGUACCUCAAAUUGCUAAACUUCAAGACAAAGAGAACAAUAAUUGGGAUGAAUUUCUGUCACCUGUAGUAUUUGCAUAUAAUACAGGAACACAUUCAACAACUCAGUAUUCACCAUUUCAAUUAUUAUAUGGUCGAGAACCAAGAUUACCUACUGAUGGAAAAAAAAUCAUCAUUUACAUUUCGAAAACCAAAUGA